Molecule: messenger RNA, 805 nt
Organism: Pantherophis guttatus
Lineage: Eukaryota; Metazoa; Chordata; Lepidosauria; Squamata; Colubridae
Source: RefSeq, a predicted model, not a curated record
AUGGAACAAAGACAAACAAAGGAAAGGAUCCAGAGGGAUCCUCCCUGUGUCAAGAGACACCCUGAAGCCUCCGAGGCUCUGGAUGCAAAUUCGGGGAGGGUGGGGGUCUCCAACCAGGCCGACGAAAGCUGCAGCAGGUUCCCCACCUAUCACGAACGGUGUAGGUUCCCCAAAGACCAUUUUUUCUACAACGUCACCUCCAAGAGCUGCCAGAGAUUCCGUGACUACGGCUGCCCCAUGAACGUGAACAGCUACCGCACCCUGAAGAAAUGCCAGCAAUUUUGCUCAGAGAUUGAUGUCUGCCAGAUGCCUCCUGAAAAGGGGGAUUGUGAUAACAAAAGGCACCGCUGGUUUUACGACCCAAGCACCAAGGAUUGCAAGACCUUCACUUUCGGGGGCUGCGGGGGGAACCUCAACAACUUCAACACAGGUCGGGAGUGCCGGCUGAGGUGCCGCAAUAGAGGGUCUCCCUAAGGGCUCCGUGGAUGGAAGCUCGGCCUGCUUUGCGCUGAAGGAAAAGAGAGGCCGGUUCAGGAUGAGACCAGGCGCACAAAGCCUCCAGUCCAGGCGCCUUUCAAAGGGAGGGAAUUCUGGAAUAAAUGAUUUCCCGAAGGAGACGGUGGUGCCAGAUGCUGUCUGUGUGUUUCCUGGGAGUAUCUUUUCCGGGCAAGGGAAAGGCUGCCCCACCCUCAUCCUUCACCAUUAAAGCACGGAAGUUGCCAGAUCUGCCAGCCACAUUCAUGGUGGCCUCCAUGCGUCUGUAGAAAUUGAACCAAUAAAUAAAUAAAUGUACCCACUGGCCACA